GGUCAAGGCCAUAGUUCGGUCUUUCAUCUGUAGCGUGACUGCAACAAACGAUGGGCAGCGAAUACCUGCAGCAGUUUCUUAGAAUGUAUUCAAUAUAUAGACACAAAAAACAGUCUGACAGUUGGAAUUGUUAAUAGUAUAGAUGAUAAUGGACUGAAAUUUCGUUUGAAAGGGAUCUUAUGUUAAUUAAGUGUGUGUAAAAGUAACGACAAUGUCUUCUGUUGUGAUCAGCUGUUCGAGACUUCCUCUCUUAAGUUUUCGACAUCUGUCAGGUUAUUCACAGAAAAGAUCAUGGUCUGAUGAUGUGUAUUAUAGGUCUACUGAAUACAGAGAAAGAUCCACCUCGGUGACAUCUUUUUACAACCAAAGUGCAAUAGACAAAAUUGCAGCAAAGUCUUCCAUACGUCUGACACCUACAACUAUCCUGUAUGCUGGGAAAAGUCCAGACAACAGUCACUUAUUGAAAAGUGCUCAGUAUCUGUAUAAUGAGUUACCUGUCCGUAUUGCCCAUCGUAUCGUGGGAUUUAGAGGUCUACCAUUUAUUGUUGGAUGCAACCCUACCAUUCUACAAGUUCAUGAGAUGUACAUUAGAGCUUUCCACAUCCUGUUUAAACAUCCACCAGUGAUAGAUUUGAGAUCAGAAGAGACCUACACAGAGACAUUACAACAACUUCUGGACGAACAUAAAGAUGUAGUCACAUUGUUAGCAGAGGGAUUCUCGGAGUGUAGAAAACAUUUACAGAAUGAAGGAAUGAUUAAAGCUUUCUUAGACAGAACUUUAAAGUCAAGACUUGGUAUACGCAUGUUAGCUGAACAUCAUUUAGCCUUACACAGUGAAAAGAAUGAAAACUAUAAUGCCAGGCCAAACCAUGUGGGGAUAGUCACUGCAUCAUUCUCACCUCGCUCGCUAGUCACACAGAAAGCCGAGUUUGUAAGAGAUGUUUGUCAAAAUAAGUAUGGACACGCCCCUGAGUUCCGAGUGACAGGACAUGUACAUGCUACUUUUCCAUACAUUGCUCCACCAUUUGAAUAUAUAUUGGGGGAACUUCUCAAGAAUGCAUUUAGAGCUGUAGCUGAGAGCCACAUGGACAACAGAAAUAACUUACCAGACAUCAAUAUAACUAUAGCUAAUAAUGACAGAGACUUUAUUAUCAGAAUAUCAGAUAAAGGUGGAGGUAUCCCUCAUGACAUUGUAAAACAAGUGUGGGACUAUAACUUCACUACAUCUGGAACAGAUGAGAGGGUCAGCACUGGACUGUUUGAUGAGAUUACAAGUCCUCAACACAUGAGUGGAUCUGCUCCUGGUAGAAUGCAUGGAUAUGGAUUUGGGUUACCAGGCUCCAAAGCUUAUGUUGAGUUCUUGGGAGGAUCCCUAACAAUAGAGACCAUGCAAGGAAUCGGUACUGACGUGUAUCUACGGUUACCUCACAUUGAUGGAGACAGAGACAGCGGACAUCGGGAACCAUUCAGAAUAUAAAUAUUUAAUCACAUGCUUUUCACAUUCUUGGUAACCAUGGGAACACAUUUAAUAUUGCUGCUGUAUAACUUUUUUUUUCAUGCAAAUUUUGUUCAUAAACGGUUCAUUGUCAAUUAUUUCAUAUAGUUUGUAUAUUAAAAAAAAGCAUUAGGAACAAAGGGUUCUAGAAUAUUUGUAAAAAAACUGUAAUAUUUGUUCAAUUUAUGGAUUCCUUAGGUUUAGUGUGUAUAAUUAUUAUAAUGAAACUAGUCCUGAUAAAUUUAUAUGUAAAGGAUACGUAUAAUGCAAUGUUAUCUCCUGAAUUUGAAGCAAAGUUUGUAAUAAUAUUUACAUGUCUCAAUUUUAAGGUUGCCCAAAAUUCAUAUGUAGUUCACAACUUGUUUCACUUUGUAGAAAAUUUAUGGUCCUCCACCAAAUCUUGUUCCAGCUAUGUAUUGUUAUGUUUGUAAAAGUUUGAUGCUAGACAAAUGCAUCCCAGGUAUAUUUUUGUAAGUGCUUAUCUAUGGUUAUGUCAAAAUGAAAGCAAGGAUCAUUCAACCAAAAAAAUUAUUACCUUCAAUAAUUUAUAGAAUUUUCUGCUAAAAAUACUUGUUAUAUGCAUAUGGUCAUUUGUAAAAAUGUUUCUUUCAAAACUUUAAACCAUGUUUUUCUCUGCAAAAUUUUCUUACAAAUUUUCUGUCUAGGUAAGAAAGUAAUUAAAAAUGGUUUAAAUACUGGUAUAUUUCAUGUUGUUAAUAAAAAUCGAAUUAUAACUUUGAAGAUUGGUAACUCACUGAUCAGUGUUAUAAUUUCCGUCCAAAUUCAGCGAAAAAAAGGAAUCUCAAGCAUUUAUUCACGAAUCUCAUUAAACAAAGUUCAGAAGCUUAAUAUUGAAAAUCAUUUUGUAAAUCAGAAAAGUAUUUAUUGAGCUUAUUUUGUUGUUUACCUCAAAUAUAUUUAUAUACCUUUCUAACUUUCAUUAAUUUUUUUAUGCCACUAUAUAUUUAAAUCAUUCAUAAUUUUUUAACAUGAGGCAAGUCACAUCACAGAUUUCUAAAUUAUCUGAUUUUAAUUAAGAAGGUUGUCUCCCCUGUAGACACAUGAUAUAAUUAUGCAUGAGGCAAGUCACAUGACAAUUUCUCAAUUUAUCCUAUUUUAAUGUUAGAAGGUUGUCUCCCCUUAAUAGACACAUGAUUUAAUUUAACUUUCUAAACAUUUGAAUAGCUUGAUACUUAUAAAUUAAAUUUGCUAUUUAUUUCCUCAUGAAGUUGUUUUUUAAAGAUGAUAGCCUAAUAGUGCUGUUGAAUUGUACUAGUUUUUACAAGGACAUCCUGAUAUAGUGCUUUUAAAUAGUACUAGAUGUUACAUCCGUGUUCAAAACUUAGGUGCUUUGUUUGAUACAUGAUGAACUUACACUAUUAAUAAUCACCAUUAUACCCCCAGAAAAGAUGUUUUGAUACUGAAUUAAUGUGUGUGGAUUCUCUGGAGUUUCUGUAGAUUCACCUAGUUGUUUGUUUAAAGUUAAAUAUGUUGGAUUCAAUGAUUGUAUAAAAGUUUACAUAUAUUUAUUUCACAUUAAUAAAUUUAACUUCAUGGAGAAAUAAGAAUACUAGUCGUAUUGAAUAUAAUUAAUCAGUCAAAUUGAAACUUUUGUUGAGAUUUUGAAUAAAAUUAGCAUUGAAGAUGAAUUUCAUUUCAUGUUAUGAAGCAGUAACUUAUAUAUUUCAUUCUAAAUCAUACAUAUGCCAUGACUACUCUUUUAUCUUAGUAUGCAUUGGGCUUGUGUAUUUCAUCAUUUGUUAUGUCUUUUAUUUUUAUUUUUGCUGGCAUAACAAACUGUAUUUAUAUCUUUACAUAAAUUAAAUAAUUUUCCUGUAAAUUUACACAGGGACUAUGUGUUUUACAUUUACUUGCUUUGCUUUGACAUUGAAGAUGAAUUUCAUUUAUUGUUUACAUGUCAAUGUUAACAUUGAUCUUUGAUGAUAUUUAUAGUAUUUGUUGUAUUUCUUUAUAUGACAGAAAUUGAUUUGUGUAUGUUAUAUUUUAUGAAUUUUCAAUGUUGGCAUAUUGUCAAUUCGUUUAAAGAUUAUUAUGAAUGUAGAUUUUGAUUGGCCAUGAAUGUAGAUUUUGAUUGGCCAGUUUAUUAUGAAUGUAGAUUUUGAUUGGCCAUGAAUGUAGAUGUGGGCAUUAAAAUUCACAUUAAACUACUGGACAAAAAAAAAAGAAACCAUUAAAGUGAUGUUAUUGUUAAAAUAAUGCCAAGAUUUGAGUAAAGGGAGAAUUGACACUGUAGAAAGAAAAAAAAGUCAAAUUGUGUCAACAUUUGAAAGAAGUUGUAAUAUGAUACCUUGAAUUAGUGCAGUGAAAUGGACAGAACUCUGUGAAAAUUUGCUAAUGAAUUUAAGAAUUUGUAAUGUUAGCACAUGUUUAUAUGUUAAGCCUGAUAUGUAAUGUUUCUUUGUUUGUUAAUUGUCGGAGGUAUGAGGGACAUGGAAUCUUUAGGUAUGAAUAAACUUCAUUUCACUAGUU
Molecule: messenger RNA, 3985 nt
Organism: Mytilus trossulus (common blue mussel)
Lineage: Eukaryota; Metazoa; Mollusca; Bivalvia; Mytilida; Mytilidae
Product: branched-chain alpha-ketoacid dehydrogenase kinase-like
Exons: 12
Coding region: 212-1477 (421 amino acids)
Biological process (GO): regulation of glucose metabolic process; protein phosphorylation
Cellular component (GO): mitochondrion
Molecular function (GO): pyruvate dehydrogenase (acetyl-transferring) kinase activity
Source: RefSeq, a predicted model, not a curated record